AUGGGGACGCUCGUGGCCAAGCUGCUCCUGCCCACCCUCAGCAGCCUGGCCCUGCUGCCCACCGUCAGCAUAGCCGCCAAGCGCCGCUUCCACAUGGAGGCCAUGGUCUACCUCUUCACCAUGUUCUUCCUGGCUCUGCACCACGCCUGCGCCGGGCCUGGCUUGUCCAUGCUGUGCUUCCUGCGCCAUGACAUCCUGGAAUACUUCAGCAUCUACGGCACGGUGCUCAGCAUGUGGGUGUCCCUCAUGGCGCUGGCCGACUUUGAUGAGCCCCAGAGGUCGACCCUAGUGAUGCUGGGCGUGCUGACCAUCGCUGUGAGGACCUACCACGACCGCCAGGGCUACGGCGUGUACUCGGGCCCCAUCGGCACCGCCGUGCUCAUCAUCGCGGCCAAGUGGCUGAGGAAGAUGAAGGAGAAGAGAGGCCUGUACCCCGACAGGAGCGUCUACGCCCAGCAAGUUGGUCCCGGCCUCUGCUUCGGGGCCCUGGCCCUCAUGCUCCGCUUCUUCUUCCAGGAGUGGGACUACACCUACGUCCACAGCUUCUACCACUGUGCCCUGGCCAUGGCCUUUGUCCUGCUGCUGCCCAAGGUCAACAAAAAGGCUGGCGACGCGGGGGCCCCAGCCAAGCUGGACCUCUCUACCCUCUGCUGCGCCUGUGUCUGAGGCACCCCGGCCGCCCCUCCCCACCCACUCCAUCCCCGGUGUC
Molecule: messenger RNA, 709 nt
Organism: Chinchilla lanigera (long-tailed chinchilla)
Lineage: Eukaryota; Metazoa; Chordata; Mammalia; Rodentia; Chinchillidae
Gene: Mymk
Product: transmembrane protein 8C
Exons: 5
Coding region: 1-666 (221 amino acids)
Cellular component (GO): plasma membrane
Source: RefSeq, a predicted model, not a curated record